UCUCAGUCAGGAGUGUCGACAUCAGGAUUUGUAACGUAACCUUUUGCGUGAAAAGCUUUUAUUUUAGUUCGAGUUCGUUUAAUACAUCGUUUUUAUUCAUUUAUACAUUUAACUUUUUAGUUUCAUUUGAGAAAACAUGAGUCUGAGUGCCACAUUUAGACGUACUGCCGCGUUGAGUCUCCUCGCGCCAGGCGCGCACACGUCGCCUUUGAACGGAUCCGCGCACAAAACCCGAACAGAGGACGAGCUGGACGGGUACGCGGAAGAGAUUGACACCGGAUUAAAACCGCUACGGCCCGGAACAAACGGUCUAAAAGGAUUGAAGUUGGACGGGCGGUACGUGUCGGCGGAUGAUGGCUCUCUGCCAUGCUCUCCGGACCCGCAGGAGUUCGGUUUUACCGAACUGGAACGGGACACUCGACAGCUUCUAUUGGAUUUCUUCAGGUCAUACGGAGGGUGUUCGUCUGGCCGGAACUCUCACCCCGCGUUACCGACGCUCAGGCGCGUCGUGGAGGAUAUUCUUGCAAAACAUCAGAUCACGUACAAAGGUAUGGUUCAGCGGCUACAGUUGGACUCUCAUCCUGAUGACAUGGACAUCAUCAACAGCAUAGCCAAGCAGAUGUUCAGUGACGGGAGCACAAACUGGGGUCGCAUUACGAGUCUGGUGGCGUUCGGGGCUGUCAUGUGCAUCCGGCUCAAAGAACUGCAGAGGGAGAAAUGCAUAGACACAGUGGCAGAGCAAAUCUCCUCCUUUCUGAUCUCAGAACAGCAUGACUGGAUGUUGAGUAACAAGGGCUGGCAUGGAUUUGUGGAGUUUUUCCGAGUUGAAGAUAUGGAGUCCACUGUUCGGAACGCUUUGAUGGCUUUUGCUGGGUUUGCUGGACUCGGAGCAGGUCUUGUGCUCUUGAUUCGGUGAGAUCAUAUAGAGCGGAGUGGACUUUUGUUUGUUCUGUAUCUCCAGCCGACCCUGAGACUCCAGCGGUGUCAAGGUGUGAGAUUCACGAAAAGCACUUCUGCUGUGUCCUCAUCGGACGUGGACUGGGCUCUAAGCCUGAUGUGCGCUUUAAAGUCCUCUGACAGCGCUCAUAUCGGUCCAACAGAUUGUGCUAUCCGUCAGACGGAAAAAUCAGAGUUGAUUAUUUUUGAAGAAUUUAUUUUUUUAAAUAAAAUUUGAGAUCCUGA
Molecule: messenger RNA, 1182 nt
Organism: Paramisgurnus dabryanus
Lineage: Eukaryota; Metazoa; Chordata; Actinopteri; Cypriniformes; Cobitidae
Gene: mcl1a
Product: MCL1 apoptosis regulator, BCL2 family member a
Biological process (GO): regulation of apoptotic process; release of cytochrome c from mitochondria; intrinsic apoptotic signaling pathway in response to DNA damage
Cellular component (GO): mitochondrial outer membrane
Molecular function (GO): channel activity; BH domain binding
Source: RefSeq, a predicted model, not a curated record